This is a messenger RNA of Tyto alba (common barn owl), 3058 nucleotides long. RefSeq names its product arrestin beta 1 (gene ARRB1). The coding region runs from base 339 to 1925 and encodes 528 amino acids. Lineage: Eukaryota; Metazoa; Chordata; Aves; Strigiformes; Tytonidae. Gene Ontology annotation, biological process: G protein-coupled receptor internalization; signal transduction; visual perception. Gene Ontology annotation, molecular function: G protein-coupled receptor binding. The record is from RefSeq and is a predicted model, not a curated record. The transcript has 17 exons.
UGUGGUCCCGCGCGUGCCGCCGCCCCCCGCCCCGGGGCCGCGCCGCUCGGGGGCGGGCGGAGGCGGCGGCAGCGCCCGAACCGGGAGGGGGGGGGGGGGGCCGAACCUUUCCGAACCUCGCCGAACCCUUCCGAACCUUUCCGAACCCUUCCGAACCCCUCCGAACCUUUCCGAACCUCUCCGAGCCGGGCCGUACUGGGCCAUACUGGGCCGUACCGGGCCGUACCGAGCCCAGCGCCCGCCCCGCCGCCGCCUCUCCUCCCUCCACCAUCCAGCCAGUAAUUUUCCAAGCCCGGUCGGCGCUUCCCGGUUGAGCUGCCCGGAGGAUCGGUGGGGCCAUGGGAGACAAAGGCACCCGGGUGUUUAAGAAGGCCAGUCCCAACGGGAAGCUCACCGUCUACCUGGGGAAGCGGGAUUUCGUGGAUCACAUCGACGUGGUGGAUCCCGUGGACGGAGUCGUGCUGGUGGACCCCGAGUACCUGAAGGAGAGGAAAGUCUUCGUGACCUUGACCUGUGCCUUCCGCUACGGCCGCGAGGACCUGGAUGUCCUGGGCCUGACCUUCCGCAAGGACCUCUUCGUGGCCAACGCCCAGGCCUUUCCCCCGGUCCCCGAGGAGAAGAAGCCCCUGACGCGGCUGCAGGAGCGGCUGAUCAAGAAGUUGGGCGAGCAUGCCUACCCCUUCACCUUCGAGAUCCCCCCCAACCUGCCUUGCUCUGUCACGCUGCAGCCGGGCCCAGAGGACACGGGGAAGGCCUGCGGUGUGGACUAUGAGGUCAAAGCUUUCUGCGCGGAGAACCUGGAGGAGAAAAUCCACAAGAGGAACUCGGUGCGCUUGGUGAUCCGUAAGGUCCAGUACGCGCCGGAGCGACCCGGCCCCCAGCCCAUGGCCGAGACCACCCGGCAGUUCCUCAUGUCGGACAAACCGCUGCACCUCGAGGCGUCCCUGGACAAGGAGAUCUACUACCACGGAGAGCCCAUCAGCGUCAACGUCCACGUCACCAACAACACCAACAAGACGGUGAAGAAGAUCAAAAUCUCAGUGCGCCAGUACGCCGACAUCUGCCUCUUCAACACCGCCCAGUACAAGUGCCCGGUGGCCGUGGAGGACGCCGACGACAUGGUGGCCCCGAGCUCGACGUUCUGCAAGGUCUACACCCUGACCCCCUUCCUCGCCAACAACCGGGAGAAGCGGGGGCUGGCGCUGGACGGCAAGCUCAAGCACGAGGACACCAACCUGGCCUCCAGCACGCUGUUAAGAGACGGAGCCAACAAGGAGAUCCUGGGCAUUAUUGUCUCCUACAAGGUCAAGGUGAAGCUGGUGGUGUCACGAGGAGGCCUUCUGGGAGACCUUGCCUCCAGCGACGUCGCGGUGGAGCUGCCCUUCACGCUGAUGCACCCCAAACCCAAAGAGGAACCAGCACACCGGGACGUUCCAGAGAACGAAGCGCCCAUCGAUACCAACCUGAUAGAGCUUGACACAAACGACGACGACAUCGUGUUCGAAGACUUCGCCCGCCAGCGACUCAAAGGGAUGAAGGACGACAAGGAGGAUGAGGAGGAGCGGACAAACUCCCCGCAGCUCAACGACAGCUGGGAGCCUCGGGAAUGGCCAACAGCCGUUAGAACCCGCGCCGCAUCGUCGCUCUUCAUCCAGCUGCCAGAGCUGCUGUUUCCCGGAUGGGGGGGUGUGUGGGGGGGGUGCUGGAGGUGUUUUGGGGGGGGGGGCCACAGCAUCGCAGCAUCCCCCCAUCCCCAUCCAGCCCCCCUGCAUUCCCCCCUCCCCAAGCCCUUUCCUAUGAGCUGCCUCUUUUAUGCGUUUUAUAUAAGUCUGGUCUCAACACCAGUUUGCUACAGGGAGAGGGGGGGUAGGGGGGGGUGCAGCAGAAUUUUUGGAGGUGGGGGGGGACGGACGAAUAUUUUCUAGGCAGCCUGCUCAUGGGAAAGGGCACCUGUGCGCCUCGGUUGUCCCCUCCUUUCCCCCACGGCUGGCCCCGCUGUGUGCUGGUGGGGGGGUCCAUAUGUGUGUGUCCCCCUCCCCGGGAUGCACCAGCCUGGCUUUGCCCCUCACACCCUGCCCAAGACUUGACCCAGCGCUGGGGUUUCGAGCUGGUAAGACUGGGAGGGGGGGCAUCCUCCCCCCCCCCCCCCCCCCCCCCCCAUUCUUACCCCCAAAUCCUCCUAAAGCGGCCAACCCCGGGGUGGGUUUUUUUUUUUUUUUCUUUUUAAAUUUUUUUGCUUCAGCUGCGGUGGUUUUCCACCAGCGUGGCCUCCCCGGAGGAGCCGAGCUCAGGGCUGGGUUCAUGGUCUUGGAGCUGGCAGCUGAGGGGGACACACACACCCCCCCCCCCCCACCCCGGGGCCACGCCAUCAGCCACACACUUGGGUUGGGGGGGGGGGGCAGGGGGCUCCAAAUGCCCCUUCCCAGCCCCAGCAGGGCUGUGGCAUAACAGCUUUGUUCCCCGUGGGGUUACACCAGGGAUGCUUUGGCCCCCCCACGCCCCGAGCUGCAGAGCUUCCCCUGGUUGAUGUUCCCCCCCCCCCCCCGCCCCGCCAUCGGUGCCUGUGUGAGUUGGGGGGGUCAAGCACCUAUCUGGGGGGGGCGGGGUGGGAAGGGGAACACAGCCUUGGCCACCCGUGUUUCGCUGGGUGCUUGUGCCUCUCGGCUCAGUGCUGCCCGGCCUGGGGCCCAUCACCCCCCCCCCGCCUCCCCAAAACCCCCCACCCCACCUCUGGGGGGGGGUCGGGGGGGGUCUUGGGUCUCCCACCACCAACCGAGAGGCUUCUGCCCACUAUUUAUUGUGCCGUUGCGGUCAGCGUUGUCAUCCGAGAGCAACCCGUGGGGAGAUAGCUCCAUUGCCCCCCCCUCCCAAUCUGGGGGGGGUGUGCAGGGAUCAGCACCUCCCGUUAUUUUGGGGUAAAGCUGAUGGGCAGCGUGGUACUUCUUUUUUGUAAAGUGGUUACUUUGUACUGUUCACUGAUAACCCGCUUCUUUGGUUUCUUCCACCAUAUCUGUGACGUUUCUGUGUUCUGUCAAAUAAAUUAUUCUAGUUUAUUAAA